AUGUUACAGGAAAAAAUUGAAACUCUUAAAGAAAAGUUGGAGAGUGAAACUAAAAAAUGGGAUCAGACAGCUAAAUAUCGUGUCAAGCUUCCAAAAUCUAAUCAACCAAUUACUUUGAACGUUGGAGGUAAAAAGAUGAAGGCAACUCUUCAAACACUUACUGAUACGAGUUUGGAAAAGAAUUCAGUGUUGGCUAAAAUGUUUGAUGGUGAAUAUCCAUUGAGAAAAUGUGAGGAUGGUUCUUACUUUAUUGAUUGUGAUCCUGCAUUGUUCAAAUAUAUAUUGCAUUGGCUCAGAUAUGGUAAUAUUAGUAUUGAUUGUGAAUAUUUAAAGGAAAGAUUGAGUCAUGUUGCGGAAUAUUUCGGAUUGAACAAGAUGAAAGCAUCUCUCAAGGAUGAAAUUGUCAAUGAAAUUGAUGAGGAAACUGCUGAAUUGACAACUGAUUCAACUAAGGAUCUCAAACAAUUGGAUUUGAGUAAUAUCACUAUUAUGGAUGCUGAAAUUGUUGAUUGUGAUUUAUCUGGAAUUCAAAUUUCCAAGGCCAAAUUCCACAAUUGCAAUUUCAAGUAUUGUGAUUUCAGUGGAUGCACUCUCAGUAAUUGUGAAAUGAUUGGAUGUGAUUUGAGUAAUUCCAAGUUCGUUGGAGCCUCUUUGAAUGGAGUUACACUCAAAAUCUCUAAAUUAUUUGGUUGUAACAUUGAAAAGGCAAUAUGUAGAAAUGUAAACUUUAAUUUAUCCACCAAUUGGUCAAGAUCUUCAUUGAUUGGUUUCGACUUGUCAUCCUUAGAUUUCUUUGGCUCUGAUUUCAGUUUGGCCAACUUGUCCAAUUGCAACCUUUCCAAAACUAAUCUAUCCAAUUGUAAUUUUGAGGGAGCAAACUUUACCUAUUGUAAUUUAGAUUCAGCUCUAUUGAGAAACAGCUCGCUCAAUAAGGCUAUCCUUUUUGGAUGUAAUAUCAAG
Molecule: messenger RNA, 960 nt
Organism: Naegleria gruberi
Lineage: Eukaryota; Heterolobosea; Eutetramitea; Acrasida; Naegleriidae
Exons: 3
Biological process (GO): protein homooligomerization
Source: RefSeq, a predicted model, not a curated record